Homalodisca vitripennis (glassy-winged sharpshooter) is the source of this 2420-nucleotide messenger RNA. Its product is annotated as enhancer of rudimentary homolog. Bases 254 to 616 code for a protein of 120 amino acids. The record is from RefSeq and is a predicted model, not a curated record. The transcript is spliced from 4 exons. NCBI's taxonomy places the organism in Eukaryota, Metazoa, Arthropoda, Insecta, Hemiptera, Cicadellidae.
GAGUAGCACUCCAUGUGUCCAUGCACAGUUUAGUUUAGUUAGUUAACAGUUGCCGGUGUUAGUGAAUUGAACAAGUUUGAACUUGGAUUCAGUUCGUAUUUGUAGGAAAACCACUGGAUAUCUUAGUUUUAGCUUGCUUAGUAUAAAGGUUUCUAGAUUUGGCAAUCUUAUUCUAAGGUUAGGUAAUACUGAAAGGUGUUUAUAAAUUUGGAAAAAGGGUUUUUUGCUACAAAGUUUAACUGUGCGAGCUAAUAUGGACAUGGAGGUUUCAGGCCACAUUGUACCUAGAGCUAGACAAUCUCAUUGCAUCUUAUUAAUCCAGGUUGGGCCAAUUGAGUCAAGGAUAUAUUCAGACUUUGAAUCUGUGACGGAUUGUUGCAAAGGUAUUUUAAAAAUCUAUGAAAAUUAUCUGGGACAUCUGCAUAAUAAAGAAGCUAUGCUCACCUAUGAAGCUGCAAGUGCAUUGAGAUUCGUACAUGAUGUGAAGGACAUUGCUUGUCUAGUAUACCAUGAAGCCAGCGGGAUGUAUGCGCCAUACCCCCGAGAGUGGAUUUUAGAAAAGCUGCUGAUGCACUUCAAACGUGCGCAGAAUGCUCUAACCAAUGAUCAUGAAUAAAUCUUAUAAUAUAUAAUAUUGUUGCAAUAUAAUGCACAUUUCUCACUGUUAUAAUACACUUAUUUUUACUUUAUAAGAUCUCGAACUUUUGUUGUUCGAAAUAAUUCAACUAUAUUUUUAUAAAUGAACCACUACAGAUAAAGUUGGAGUAUUGUAAGAUACUGAAGUUAGAGUAUUUGGUUCCAAAUAGAUUUAUAAAAAAUUUCAGAACUUUCACUAAGAUUAACUUGACAUUUAUUGAGGACAACUAGCUUUUUCCUUAAUUUUUAUUUCAUAAUUUUCAAAUGUGUAAUAUAUAGGCCAGGAGCCGAAAGUAAAUUUGCAUUGUAUAAGCUAUUAACUCGAGUAACUAGAAAACAAUAGAAAAAUUUACUCUAAGAAAGAAAUUUAUUCAUGCUGAUUUUGGUGGAGGUAGACAUUUAGAGGGAAUGAAAAGGGUUUAAAAAUAUGAAAUAAUGGUUAGUUUGUAGAUCAUUUUAUUUUUCUCAACAAACUUAAAACUAAUUAUCAGAUUUGUUUAUAAACAUUAAAUCACUGUCAGCUAUCCAUGUACAUACCCUUAAAGAGGCCACUUUUUAGUUAACUUAAGAUGAUAUAACUAUUACUUAUGUGUUUAAUGUUCAAUUGUAUCAAGCUGAAAAAAUAUAAUCUUAGUAAAAAUUAAUGUUUUGUAAUUUUAACUCUUUCGAUAUCUUCCAAGUUUGAACUCAACCAAAAAACUAGUGCACCUUAUGAUCAAUUUCUUUUUGGGAAAAAUUACUUGAUCGACAUGAAUAAAGUCCAGGUUGUGUGCGUAUACAGUGCAAAUUUGUUCUCGGCUCCUACACUAUAAUGUUAAUUGUACUCCUUAUUUUGUACACAUACAAGUGCUAAGGUUUUGUAAAAUUUAAUUAUUAUAAACCAAGUAAACAGAAUAAUCUAAUUGUUACUUUUAUGAUCUGUUAUUGUUGAUAGGAAAAUCAGUAAGUUUGCCUUGAAAACUAUCUUCCAGGCUCCACUGAUUAAAGGGUACACAUUUUUUUCAUAUAAUUAGAAAUUUUCGAUUGCACUGCAAUCGUUCUCAAACAGCAGAGUACAUUCCAGAUGUUUCUCAGCCGUAUUAAUUAAAACCUAACCUCCUGAUGUUAAUUUUAUAAGUUAUUUAAUAACUUGUGGCUACUUUAUUAACAAUUUUAGAUUGUUUACCAAUGAGUUGUAGCGUUGGCCAAAUGUCAAUUCCAGAUAACUUUGAACUGCACUAUAUUUUCAUUCAUUUUCAAUAUCUUGCUUAGCAAUACAGUAUAAUAUUUUGCUACAAUGCACAUUACAAAUACAAAGCAGCAAUUCAGUAGAAUACAAACUACACAUUUGCAAGUCAUUGAUAACAGCAGACACCAUAGUAACUACUUCCUACUUACAGUUGUCUUAUUUGAUUAAUGAAAUAGAACUUAGGAGUUUUACCGGUGUGGUUAAAUUUAUUGUCAACAAGUAAUCAAUCAUUUAAGUUUAUUAAGGGUGUUUCUUCAAUAUAUUCGAGUUGUGGAGAUGAAGUUACCCAAAAACUGUCAUUAAGGAAAUAAAAAAUUAAAUUAAAACUUUUGGGAAUUGUGUGUUAUUGGUAUUUUUCAGAGAGGUUUGUGCUCAAGUUUCUUAGUUCAGUAAUGUCUCAACAAUUUGAUAUUUCUAGUUUCAUUUUGAGCCUAUUUAACUCCAGGGCUGAACUGAUUACAUUAAAUGCAUUAUAUUCGUGUAUAGUAAUCUUAAGUAAUGUAAAUUUAAAUUUGGAUUUUUGUGAAUAAAUUGUAAAUAAACAUGUUUCAUUAUA